Gaeumannomyces tritici R3-111a-1 is the source of this 2667-nucleotide messenger RNA. RefSeq names its product exo-beta-D-glucosaminidase. The record is from RefSeq and is a predicted model, not a curated record. Gene Ontology annotation, biological process: carbohydrate metabolic process. Lineage: Eukaryota; Fungi; Ascomycota; Sordariomycetes; Magnaporthales; Magnaporthaceae. Gene Ontology annotation, molecular function: hydrolase activity, hydrolyzing O-glycosyl compounds. The coding region runs from base 1 to 2667 and encodes 888 amino acids. The transcript has a single exon.
AUGGCUUUUGCUGCCCUGGCUGCUCUGGUCAUCGGCCUGGCCGUGGGCCUCACCAGGUCUGCCACCGGGCCCGUCACUGCCGUCCCCGGCGCUGCCAUCGCAACGAACCGCGGCCAGGCUGCAGUCAUCGGGUCAUGGUCGCUGCAGUCGACUGCGCAGGCCGGCAACGACAUGGCCAAGCUGUCGCACGCCGGCGCGGACGUGUCGACCUGGCAUCGCAUCGCCAUCUCCAAGUGCACGCUAAUGGCCUGUCUGAUGCACAAGGGCAUGUUUGACGACAAGGUCUUUUACUCGGAGAACCUCAAAAAGGUCGACGCCUCGCAGUUCCGCGUCCCGUGGGUCUACCGACACGAAUUUACACUCAACUCGGCGCCCAGCACGCACUACUUCCUCGAGACAAACGGCAUCAGCUCGCGCGCCGACGUGUGGCUCAACGGGCAGCAGCUGGCCAGCAAGGACCAGCACGCCGGCUCGUACGUGGGCAUGCGCCUCGACAUUUCAAAGUACGCCGCCGCCCACAACGUGCUCGCCAUCCGCGUCUACCCGACCAACUACAACUACGACUUUGCCCUCGGCUUCGUAGACUGGAACCCCUACCCCGCAGACAACGGCACCGGCGUGUGGCGCGACGUGACGCUGAGGCAGACGGGCCCAGUUGCCGUGUCCGACUUUCGCGCCGCCACGAGCAUGGCAGAUCUGUCGAGCGCCAACGUGACGCUCAAGGCCACGGUGGUAAACCUAGAAAACCGGCCCGUUACCAUCAACGUCCGAGGCCGCAUUUCCGGAAACAGCGAGUACGCAGCCGGCGAGCAGAAUAGCCAGCAAACGCUCGAGCUUGCGCCCCUGCGGUCUCGCGAGAUUGCCCUCACCAUCGCCGUCGACAGGCCGCAGAUCUGGUGGCCCAAGCUUUGGGGCGCCCAGCCGCUGUACUCGGGCCGGCUCGACGUGGUGGUCAACGGGACGCUCUCGGAUGCGGCGGAGCGCCAGUUUGGCAUCCGCACCGUCACGUCGCAGGUCAACUCGCACAACGACACCAUCUUCUCGGUCAACGGCCAGCCGUUCCAGGUCGUCGGCGGCGGCUACAGCGCCGACAUGUUCCUCCGCUGGGACCCGGCCCGGUUCGAGGCCCAGGCCCGCUACAUGCUGGACCUCGGCCACAACACGGUGCGCCUCGAGGGCAAGCAGGAGCACCCCGAGCUGUACGACAUGGCCGACCGCCUGGGCCUGAUGGUCAUAGCCGGCUGGGAGUGCUGCGACAAGUGGGAGGCGUGGAGCUACAACAAUGACCUGGCCAUCCAGCCCCCGCCCGUCUACAGCGACGCCGACUACGCCAUCGCCGCCGCCAGCAUGCGCCACGAGGCCCUGAUGAUGCAGAGCCACCCCAGCAUGCUGGCCUUUCUCGUCGGCAGCGACUACUGGCCCGACGACCGCGCCACCCAGCUCUACGUCGACGCCCUGCGCGCCGCCGACUGGAACCUGCCCGUCGUCGCCUCGGCGUCCAAGCGCGGAUACCCGCAGCUGCUGGGACCGUCGGGCAUGAAGAUGGACGGGCCUUAUGACUGGGUGCCUCCAAACUACUGGUACGACACGGAGGGUGCCGAGGACCGCAAGGGUGCUGCCUUUGGCUUCGGGUCCGAGCUGGGCGCCGGCGUCGGCACUCCAGAGCUGGGCAGCCUGCGCAAGUUUCUGUCGUCUUCGGACAUGGACGAUCUCUGGCGCGCCCCCAACAAGGGUCUGUACCACAUGUCCAACGAGGGCUCGCAGUUUUUUACGCGGCAGAUCUACAACGAGGCGCUUUUUGAGCGAUUCGGGCCUCCCAAUACCAGCGCUGGGUCUCCGCUAGACGACUACCUGCUCAAGGCGCAAAUGAUGGACUACGAGGCGACCCGGGCGCAGUUCGAGGGCUUUGCCGCCCGCUGGAACGCCGCCCGGCCUGCUACGGGUCUGAUAUACUGGAUGCUGAACAACGCGUGGCCCAGCCUGCACUGGAACCUGUUUGACUACUACCUGCGCCCGGCAGGCUCGUAUUUCGGCGCCAAGAUGGGCGCACGCACCGAGCACGUGGCCUACGACUACGUGCAGCGCGCCGUCUACAUGAUCAACCGGUCGCUGGACCGCCGGGGGCAGCGCACUAUCGAGGCGCAGUUCAUGUCGCUCGACGGCAGGGUCCUCUCGACGCAGCGGGCCACGGGCGAGACGGAGCCCAAUACCAGCAAGCGCAUUCCCACGGCCAUGUCUGCUGUGCCGUCGGACGGUGUGAUCCUGCUGCGCCUGGUGCUGUCGGACGGCAACGCCACGCUCAGUCGCAACGUGUACUGGCUGUCGCGCACGACCGACUCGCUGGACUGGGACAACUCGACGUGGUACCACACACCCGUCACCAACUUUGCCGACUUUACGGCGCUCAACGCGAUGCAGAGCGCGACCGUGUCGGUGACCGUCUCGGGCCGAAGAAUCACGCUCGAGAACAAGUCGACGGUUCCGGCUGUCUUUGUGCGGCUGAACCUUGUCGACGAGCGCGGCGCCGACGUGGUGCCCGUUUUCUGGUCGGACAACUACGUCACGCUGUGGCCGGGUGAGAAGAUGGACCUCGACAUGGAGGGCAAGGGGCGGGCCAUUGAGAUUAGCGGCAAGAAUGUGGCGGCGGCCACCAUACGGUUCCAGUAG